This is a messenger RNA of Chilo suppressalis (striped riceborer), 1198 nucleotides long. NCBI's taxonomy places the organism in Eukaryota, Metazoa, Arthropoda, Insecta, Lepidoptera, Crambidae. The record is from the annotation of a GenBank genome assembly.
CCUAACAGAUAGCAUAUCAACAAGAUAUAAUCACAUUUUAAAGUGCCAAGUGAUUUGCCACAGUCUGCAAUAUAUCCCUGUUGCGCCAGGACUUUUAAAUUCGAGUUGCGUGAUAAGUUUUGAAGAGUAAAUUAAAAAAAAAUGAACCCGGAUUUUACUGGUAAGGUUGUUUUGGUGACGGGCGCUAGUGCUGGUAUAGGCGAGGCUACUGCACUCCUGUUCGCCAAGUUGGGCGCUCAGCUCGCUCUAGUUGGCCGUAACGCUGAAAACUUGCGGUCGGUCGCUGUACGAUGUGCUGAAGAAAAGGGUCUACAGCCACUGGAGAUAUUGACAGAUCUCUCCACAGACGAGGGUGCGGAGAAAACCGCUAAGGACACCGUUGAGCAUUUCGGAAGGUUGGACGUAUUAGUGAACAAUGCAGCAGAAGGCUCGCGUUCCUUCAUCCAGGGCGCUGAAAUGGAGGUGUUCGACCGCAUGGUCCGUACCAACCUGCGUGCGGUGUACAACCUCACGCGCCUCCUGGUACCCGAACUGGUGAAGACUAAAGGCAAUAUCAUCAAUGUGUCCAGUGUGGCUGCUACUAACGCGUACCCCGGCAACUUGGCCUAUAGCAUCACUAAAGCAGCUCUGGACCACUUCUCGCGGAUAAUAGCAGUGGAGUUGGCUCCCAAAGGCGUGAGGGUCAACACUGUCAGUCCAGGGAUCACUGUUAGCAAAUUCGUGCAGCGUGUGACCGGGGCAUCGGACGAACAGUACCAGGCGUGGUUGACGGCCGUGUCUACGGGUAUACCUCUGAAGCGCGCCUGCACCGCGGACGACGUGGCAUACGCCAUCGUUCACCUGGCCAGCGACCACAGCGCCAUCGUCACCGGCGCCCUACUGGUCGUCGAUGGAGGCGUGCAGUUCACGGACGCCAGCCAUUUGGUCGAGAAGCAAAAACUACUCAGACAAUAAAAUGAUUAAAGAAAAUAUAACUAGAAAAAAAUCCACGCGGACCAGGCAGCAGACGGGACUCGAACCCGCACCCUUCGCAAUCCGGACGAAUGCACUGACCAAUUAUGCUACCGCGGCCCUCGCGGACCGCGUCACAAUUCUUCUAGCCAUUCUUAAGCUGCAAGGCAGCGCCAUCUCUUCGAUCGGGUUCGAGUCACGUCUGCUGCCUGGACCGCGUGGAAUUUUUUCUAGUUAUAUUUUCUUU